Molecule: messenger RNA, 5231 nt
Organism: Mytilus trossulus (common blue mussel)
Lineage: Eukaryota; Metazoa; Mollusca; Bivalvia; Mytilida; Mytilidae
Product: circadian locomoter output cycles protein kaput-like
Exons: 15
Coding region: 164-2026 (620 amino acids)
Biological process (GO): regulation of transcription by RNA polymerase II; circadian regulation of gene expression
Cellular component (GO): CLOCK-BMAL transcription complex
Molecular function (GO): protein dimerization activity; DNA-binding transcription factor activity, RNA polymerase II-specific; RNA polymerase II cis-regulatory region sequence-specific DNA binding
Source: RefSeq, a predicted model, not a curated record
AUAGAAAAAGACGCUUCUACUUCAGAUAUACCACAAAAGGCUCAGGUUAUUUACUAACGAAUGUCGAUAUGUGAUCCCAAAACGGUAUGAAAAUGACCACUAUGAGUAGCCCAACAUCAUGUAGAUCACCAUUCAAGAAGACUUUCGUGUAUAAUUCAUCACCAUGAGUUUUGGAAAACGUAUAUGUACAACAUCAUCGAGAGGAUCCCGUCUAACUCUUGAUAGUGAUGCCACAUCACAAGGCGAUGAAUUUGAAGAUGGAAAAAGUAACCACAAAAGGGUUAACCGUAACCUCAGUGAGAAGAAGAGGAGAGACCAGUUCAAUAUGUUGGUGCAUGAACUUUGUUCAAUGGUAUCAGCAACCAAUUCCAAGAAAAUGGACAAGUCUACGGUUCUUAAAUCAACGAUAUCAUAUCUCAGGAACUAUCAAGAGACGGCAGUACAGGCAAAGACACAUGAAAUCAAAGAGGAUUGGAAACCAUCAUUUCUAUCUAACGAUGAAUUCAUGCACCUUAUGCUAGAGGCACAAGACAGUUGUCUGUUAGUAUUUAAUCAGCAAGGAAACAUUGUUUAUGCAUCAGAAAGUAUAACAUCUUUACUGGGACAUCUACCUACUGAUCUGGUUAAUCAACAAGUGUAUGACUUCAUUGAGGACAAAGAAAGAUCACAACUUUAUAAUCUCAUAUGCCACGUCAGUAUGACACCAGAAAACCUUAAUGACAACCAGGUAUCAUUCUCUUGUCACUUCAAGCGAGGAUCUCUAGGACCAGACAAACCUCCUGUCUAUGAAACAGUCAAGUUUACAGGUUUUAAACAUUGGAACAAUUUUAAUGACAAUGACGAUUGGAAUUAUGGAAUGAUGGCACAAGUAAAGGAUAACAUGUCAUUCUGUUGUACGGUACAGAUAGAGAACGCUCAGUUUAUACGGGAAAUGUCCAUUAUUGAUGAAGCUAAAGCAGAAUUCACAUCAAGACACAGUCUAGAGUGGAAAUUCCUUUAUCUUGACCAUAGGGCAUCACCAAUUAUUGGAUAUCUACCAUUUGAAGUACUAGGGACGUCUGGGUAUGACUAUUACCACCCUGAUGACCUUGAGAAUUUGAGUAAAUGUCAUGAACAGUUGAUGCAGAAAGGGGAGGAAACCUCAAGGUAUUACAGAUUUCUGACCAAAGGUCAACAAUGGAUUUGGUUACGGACACGGUAUUACAUCACAUAUCAUCAGUGGAACUCUAAGCCAGAGUUUGUAGUGUGUACAAAUGUUGUAGUUAAUUAUUCAGAUGUUAGAGAAAAUCUCUGGAAAGAUAUGGGAUAUAAUACAACCAAUAGUCACACUGCAAACAAAAGGGAAAGAAGUCCAUCUGUUUGUUCUGUUACCUCAGGGCCUAAUAUGUCUUCCUGUCACAGUGUGGGGUCUGCCUCAUCAGACAGAGCAGGAUCAUCAAAAUUAGGAGACAAUGACAACUCACCAUCAUCUAGUAUCCCUACCAGUAAAUACAUUCCACAGACAGUUUCACAGCAUCUACAGCUUCUGUUACAGCAUAGACUACUACAUCAGCCAUUGAGUCAAAGUCAGCCUCCAACUGGUCUGGUUACCAUGGAGAGUCAGCAAGGACCAACACCCUCCACAAGUACUACACAAAUGUCCCCAGUGGUCGAGCCUACAUCUCCACAGUUGUUCCUUACUCCAGUACAACAACAGUUGUAUCGACAGCUUCAAGACAAAGCUCAGCAGUUACAGUCGGCCAUUGUACGACAGCAGACGGAACUACAACAAAUCACACAGCAGUUGAGUUUUGCUAAACAAGGAGGACUAACUGUUCCUGUUAUAUCUUCAUGCCAGCCUAUUGUCACAUCAGUUCCAGUUAGCCCUAUCAUGUUUGCCACAACAUGUGGCAUGCUACCGACAAGUCCACUUCCUCCGUCAGUCUCAGUCCAGCCAAUUUUACCGCUCCAGCCGGUAAUGAUGGACCAUACCAUUCCAUUUCAUCAGUUUAUCUCUAAAGACAAUUCAGAUGACCCAUCUUUAUAGUAGACUAAAGUGUUCAAGAAAUCAAAAAAAAUAUUGUCAACAUUCAUUGUUGUAACUGUAAGAUAAAAGAAUAAAUUAUUCAUGGACAUGAAGAGGAAUAAAAUUCUUUAAUUUAGAGAAAAAGAAAAGAGCAGUGAAAUUUGAUUGGACUCUCCAAAUUUUUCUCAAGAAAUGUUAUUUAUCCUUGUGAAUGGAAUUCAUGAAGUGUAAUGACACACAGACAGAAUAUCAUGAAUGGCAGAUACAAUGGGCAGCUCAAAGAGUUAUCUCCCUUGUUCCUGUGAAGAAUUGAUGCUAUUAUUAUGUAAACUAUUUCAUUGUUGUGAGCGUUUUGUAAAAAAAAAAUCAGAUGCAAAUUUUGCAGUCUGUCAAAUUUUGUAAUGGUGGUGUUUUAGAUAUUGUUGCUAACAAAGAGAAACAUGGAUUUGUUUUCUGCUUUUGUAUCUAGAUCUCUGUAGUUCAGAAAAAUUGAGGUUGAACUUUUUAAGAAUAUUUUUAUGAUUUAUUUUGUCUGAAUAAUUGAUAAAAAUAGAUAAAUUUUGGGAUGAAAAAGAAAUCUGAAAGGAUGAAAAUGGGAAUGAAUUUGGACCUAAAAAAAAAGACAUUUUAAAUGAAGAUCUGUUUGUUGAAAUUUUAUCUAAGAAUGUUUAUUGAUUAGAAAAUAUGUUAUGACUGAAAUUUGAAAUAAGUGUAAAAUUCUUAAGCCUUCAAGAUUUUAAGUGAAUAUUACAGUUCACUCAAAAUUUCUUACAUAAGCUUAAUUCUAUUGAAUUGAACUUGGUAGGAACCUACUUGAAAUGGGUGAACUUUUAUUUAGACUAAGUUAAGUUAACAUAAACUAUAAAGUUUUUAUUGAGCUCAAUCAUCAUUCAUGGUAAGUUUUUAUGAUACAUGUUAUAUAGGUUUGUUAGGGGUCAUCCAUAAUUGUCAACCAUUUUCUAAAGUGUACAAGUACACUUGAGGGAAGGGGGUUAAAAAAUCGUAUCUGCAGGGUUUGUUUUAUUAUCACUGCGAUUAAACCAUUUAUCAUUAUGCGUUUGAAAAUAACGCGAAAUUGUACAUUGAAAGUAGCAUACAGAUUAUGAUGGCAUGCAAAACAAAUCUCACAGAUAUAUGUCAUAAAAAAAACAGCCAGACAUGUUUUAUUUUAUUUUCAAUGCAAAUUUCUUUAUUAGAAUAAACUGUAAUAGACAGGAUCUUCUUUUAAUUAAAAAUGAUUUAUUCUUGUCUUGAAAACUGAAAACGGUUGAUGUACACAUUUUGAGGGAGGGUUGGGGAUCGGAAAAAGUGUACUUUGGAAAAUGUUUGACAAUUAUGGAUGACCCUUUAAUAAUUAUGUAAUUUACACAAAUAAGUGCUAUAGAUCUCAUGACAGAAUGUGUUUUAACAUUUAUCAUUCCAUUAAAUGUUAGAUGUGUCAGUAAUCCAGUGUGUGAUAACAUUCCUGAUGUGAUAGACCCUUUCAUGAUUGACAAUGUUCUACUCCAGAACUACAUGUAUUUAACCUUUGUGUUGGCCACAUGUUCUAAAAUCAGGUACAUUUUCAGUGUAUGUCUUUUCAUAAUUAUCUAAAUGUUUUGCAUCGAUUGCAUAUCUUUGACAGACUUUAAUUUUGAAAACUUUAUAAUUGGAGAUAAUUCAAAUUAUUUUAUUAUAUUAUAUCCCCACUCUGAAAAAAAGGGGGGUAUACUGUUUUACCUCUGUCUGUCCUUCCAUCCUUCCGUCAGUCCAUAUGUCAUAUAAUUUUUCUUUUUUCAUAUGAUAAUGUUAUUUUCUUGAACAAUGAAAAGUGUAAAUUUAACGACAGGUAGCGUGAAAAUAAGCUAGCAUAUAUUAUUGAAAUACACCGUAUCAGAACAUUUUGGCUAUGCAUGAAUGAACUCUGUUAUUUUUUGAAAUACACUGAAAUAAAUAUCUGAAGAGAAUGGUAUUACACCCACACAUUAUAAGUGUGAAUGAUUUUGUUAGAAGUUGUUGUGUUGUCAUGUGAUCCAUACAUGCAUACAUUUAAGGAUUUAUCAUGGAAGGUACUAGGUUACAAUAUUGUUAUUUUAAGUAAAACCUAUGAAAAAACUUUGUAUUGUAUGUGUAUUGAUUAUUUAACUUGUACUGAAAAAGAAAUAUACUUUUAAAGCACCACCGCUAAAAUGAUUUAUUGCAAAAGUAUGGUCAAAACCCAACGCCUAUAGAAAUUUAGAAAGUGGUGCCUUCAAAGCCUAAAUAUUUAUUAAUACAUCUUUUUUUAGUACAACCCUAAUAAAUUUGUAUAUAUUAUUGAUGUUAAAGAAAUUAUUUUUAAUUUUAUAUACCGGUAUAUGCUUCCUAUUAAACAAAAAUUAUUUUUGACUUCAUGACAGUGUUUUACCGAUAAUUUUGGUUGCUAAAUUUUUUAGGAUUAUGCUUUUUAUAAUUUUACAUAUUUUAAUGAACAUUGGUUUUAAUUUUUGUUGUCUAUCUCUUUUUAUAUCACUCAAACAGGAAGAAGCAGGGCUGUGUAUAGGAAUCUCUGUCUGUCCGUCUGUGAGUUUGACUAUCUAUGUGCCAUGUAAUCCAAAUGUCUCAUAAACAUCUAAACACAUAUUGAUAAAGACCACUACCUCAAAAUAUCAUCCAAGUUCAACAUGAUUAAAAGAAGGAAAUCAGAAUAUGAUGAAAGGGAGAUAAUCAAAUUUACUUUCUUUGAUAUACAAAAAGUGUUGUGAGGCAAGGGUAUUCUCUUGCCAGUUUUACCUACAGAUUCAGUUAUCAUUGAUGUAUUUUAAAGAAAACAAACUGCAUUAUUUUGGACACAGACAUAUAAAUCAAUGUAUGUGACACAGUGUUUAGGAAUGUUGUGACUUAAAUUGAUUUAUGUUCUGAUUAAGAAUUAAAACCAUAGGGGAUCAGAGACACUUUUAAGACCCACAAUCACCCAUUAUUUUUUUUCCAUUUUGCUUGUAAUUCAUACAAAAUGGCCAGAAAAAUAUCACCACCAACCCCUUAAAUUUUUGAAACACCCUUUUCCCAUUUUUUUUUGUAUGCAUAAUAGCCAUUAGUAAGAGUUAAAAGUUUUUUAAUUCUUAGAGAAGCCUCUCUUUGGAAGAGGAAGACAUUGUAUCUCUCUAUAUAUAAAAACAAUAGAACAGUCUUCAACUGAAAUUUUCAGUUUUUCUCUCAAAAUGUUUGCCUUAUUGUUUUAUAUUCUUGAACACAUAGUUUAAUGGUU